GCAUCCGGAUUAUUACCAUUUUCAUUUUUUUUUUUUUUGGAGGGGUGGUUUUAUUGUAUUAGAAUAUUCCAGAAGGAAGAGAUUGGUGGGAGACCUCUUAGUCCAUAAAUAUAGACCCUCCGCUCCCGGAACCACAGGCGAAUCCUAUCGAAUUGGAAGAGAAGAGAGAGUGAAGGAGAGAUGGCUCCGAUCGCGGUAGGGGAUACGCUCCCGGACGGGACGUUGGGAUGGUUCGAUGAGAACGAGCAGCUGCAGCAGGUGUCGAUCCACGGCAUCGGUGCCGGCAAGAAGAUCGUCCUUGUCGGCGUCCCCGGCGCCUUCACCCCCACCUGCAGCUCGCAGCAUGUGCCGAGCUUCAUCAAGAGUGCCGAGGAGCUCAAAUCAAAGGGCAUCGAUGAGAUCCUUGUUAUUAGCGUCAAUGAUCCGUUUGUCAUGAAGGCAUGGGCAAAGACAUAUGCUGAGAACAAGUACGUGAAAUUCCUGGCUGAUGGUUCCGGAUCUUACACCCAUGCUCUUGGCCUUGAGCUCGAUCUCUCAGAGAAAGGGCUUGGUCUCCGCUCGCGGAGGUAUGCCGUCUUUGCGGAUGACCUGAAGGUCAAGGUUGCAAACAUCGAGGAGGGUGGAGCAUUCACCAUAUCAGGAGCCGAUGAGAUCCUCAAGGCACUCUGAGAAAUCCACCUCUCCGAUGCUUGUCGUUUGGGUUUCCCUAGUUUUCUCAUGGGCAUUAUGGUGUUUUAAUUACCAGCGAGAUUUUGAGGUUUGGUAUGUAGUACGUGCUUUGUUUGGAGUUCGCAUCUGUAUGUCGUAUCUGGGAUUUAAAUAAGUUGCUAUUAGAGGAAACUUUCCGAGCUGAAC
Messenger RNA from Elaeis guineensis (African oil palm), 855 nucleotides. The record is from RefSeq and is a predicted model, not a curated record. Lineage: Eukaryota; Viridiplantae; Streptophyta; Magnoliopsida; Arecales; Arecaceae.